AUGGCUGAUACAAUGACAAUUGAACAGAUGAGUGAGUGCAGAGAAGCAUUCUGUUUGAUCGAUACAGAUUCUGAUGAUGAAGUUGCAUCAGUGAUUCAAUUCUUGAAUGGGGACACAAGAAAGGAAGAAACUAUUCAAGUGAUGAUGGAUGAUGACUUUGUUGAUUUCCAAGAGUUUUUGGAUAUUAUUUCCCAAAAAAUGAAGGAAAAUGUAGCAGAGGAAAUGAAAGAAGCAUUCGAAGUUUUUGAUCGUGACCAAGAUGGGUUCAUAUCAGCAAUUGAGCUAAGAAAUGUGAUGUUGAAUUUGGGGGAGAGGUUAAGUGAAGAAGAAGCUGAACAAAUGAUAAAAGAAGCUGAUUUUGAUGGAGAUGGCCUUGUUAGCUUUGAGGAAUUUGCAAGAAUGAUGAUCUAA
Molecule: messenger RNA, 411 nt
Organism: Striga asiatica
Lineage: Eukaryota; Viridiplantae; Streptophyta; Magnoliopsida; Lamiales; Orobanchaceae
Source: the annotation of a GenBank genome assembly